AUGGAAGAGCAAAUUCUAAUUAAGAAGAGAAGCCAUAUAAAGGCCGAAUUAACCAGGUUCAUUAACUUUCUAAAUGAAUGUAGCAACAAUGAAGAAAAAAAGCAAGAAACAGCAACGCGAUUAGGAAAUAUUGAAACAUUAUGGAGGGAAUUUGACGCUGUGCAAACAGAAUUAGAGGAUAAUAAAGAGACGGAGCUUCAGAGUGGAGAACGUGACUCUUUUGAAAACAAAUUUUAUCAAGCCGUUACUAGAGCAAAAAAUAUAAUCUCCGCGUCACGGAUAGAUAUUGCGCAACCGGAACAAAGAAUUGCAAAUCAGCCUAUUAACAUAAUACAACCAAUUAAAAUGCGCUUGCCUACCAUCGACAUCCCCAAAUUCGAUGGCGGAUGGGAAAAAUGGCUGCCAUUUCGCGAUACGUUUAUCUCUAUGGUGCAUGAGAAUGCAAUGCUUUCUGCAAUUGAUAAAUUGCAUUAUCUGAGAUGGUCAUUAAUUGGGGAUGCAUAUAAACUCGUAGAGUCAUUAGAAGUAUCAGGUAAUAACUACCAAAUAGCAUGGGAUAUUAUCAACAAAAGAUACAAGGGCAAUAAAACAAUCAUUCAACAUCAGGCAUUAACGCGUACUAAUUCGUUAAGUAUAUCAAAAAAUGUACAAGGACAUUCAAAACAGCAGGCAGCUAAGCACAUUAGUCCGGUACAAGCUCAUGCUGGUACAGAAACAACAACGUGUCCAGUAUGUCAAAACAGCCACAAAAUAUUUGAAUGCUUGAUAUUUCGCAAUAUAAAGUGUGGCAAACGCCACAACGCGUUGCUACACAUAGAGCAAGCUGCUGAUUCGAAUGUCACCUCAUCAAAAAAUGAAAAGGAUAGUAUAAGCAAGCAUAGCGUUCCAAAUUCAACGGAAUCGAAUAGUAACUGCGAUGUAGCUGACAAGAAUAUAGUUCAAAGCGCGAGCAACUCUUUAUCUGCGUAUCAUAUGAGAGGCUCACUUUUACGCGUCUUGUUGUCGACAGCCGUAGUUCACAUGCGCGAUCAAUCUGGAAAAUUACAUGAAUGUAGAGCCUUAUUAGACUCAGGAUCACAACCUAACUUUAUGUCACGGGAGUUGUGCGGGCGUCUGGGCUUGCCUUUACAGAGCACAGUCAUCAAAAUUGAAGGACUUAACGAUGCUACAUCCGCUUCUCAGCAUAAAACUACCGCUACGAUAUAUUCCAGGUUCAACAAAUAUCAAGAGACAUUAUCAUUCUUAAUUCUGGACAAGGUCACUAACGCCAUGCCAGCAACGCAGAUAGAUGUCAACUAUUUUCAAAUUCCAUCAAAUAUCAAAUUGACAGAUCCUGCUUUUUACCUACCUGGAAAAAUCGAUUUACUCCUGAGCUCAGAGGUAUUCUGGAGUUUGCUAUGCGUGGGCCAGAUACGAUUAGAUAGGUCGAGGCCCAUAUUUCAAAAAACGAAGCUCGGGUGGAUAAUAUCGGGUACGGCCAGCGUCGUUUCUCAGCCGCAGUCCCAGCUACAAUGUCAUUUGGCACAACAAGAGGUACAAAAGCAACUGGAAAAAUUUUGGCGUCUUGAAGAGCUACACACGAAGAAACACUUAACCUCCGAAGAACAGAAAUGCGAGGAGCAAUUCAGCAGAACACACUCUCGCUUGAGUGACGGAAGAUUCAUAGUUCAACUCUCCUUGAAGGAUAAUUACACGCAACUAGGCAGUUCCUAUGACAAUGCCAAACAUCGACUAGGUACUAUGGAAAGAAAGCUAGCAAGGCAACCUGAAUUAAAAUUACAGUACGACGCAUUCAUGAAAGAAUAUUUAGAACUUGAUCACAUGAGACCUAUCUCGAGCUCAACGGACAACGUUUUGGAGACUAAAGGCAGCGGUGUAACAUACUGCCUACCGCAUCAUGCGGUCAUCAAGGUCGACAGUGAAACUACACGUCUACGAAUAGUCUUCGACGCAUCGGCGAAGACGAGCUCAGGGCUUUCCCUUAACGAUGUACAAAUGACAGGUCCUACAAUACAACAAGAUCUGUUUAGCAUACUAAUGCGAUUUCGUCAAUACGUAUACGCACUCGUCGCUGACGUGUCUAAAAUGUAUCGCCAGGUCAGAGUACAGCAAGACCAGUGCAGAUUGCAACGCAUCUUAUGGCGAUUCAAGCCAGAAGAGGAAAUACAAACAUAUGAGCUCCAAACAGUCACUUAUGGAGAGGCUUGUUCUGCUUUUUUGGCCAUUCGCGCUCUUCAUCAGACGGCCCUAGACAUGCAGCAUAAAUUUCCAAGGGCCUCAGAAAUCAUCCUGCGUGAUUUUUAUGUGGAUGACCUAUUAACAAGAGACAACGACGUUAACAACUUAUUGCAAUCGAAAGAACAAAUAGUUACCGUACUGCAAACCGCCAAAUUUGAGCUCCAUAAAUGGAAGUCGAACCAUGUUGCACUAAUGGGCGUAGAGCAAAAUAAAACAGCGGUACAAUUGGGCGAAGGCACAAAAAUUCUCGGUCAGUUGUGGGAUAUCCAACAUGAUGUAUUCCGCUACACCGUAGGAACAUUCAGAGAACCGCAUAGGCCAACGAAAAGACAAAUAUUAUCCUGCAUCUCUCAAAUAUUUGAUCCUCUUGGCCUCUUGGGCCCUGUCAUCAUCAAGGCCAAGGUGAUAAUGCAGCAACUAUGGCAAUUGCAAUUGAAUUGGGACGAGUCGCUGCCAGCUCAACUUUACACACAAUGGAGCCGAUGGUAUUCCAAAAUCUCACAGCUUAAUUACUUACAGAUACCUAGGCGCAUCCUAUGCAACGAGCCCAUGGAAAUAGAGCUGCACGGAUUUUGUGACGCUUCCGAGCGAGCAUACGGUGCCUGCAUCUACGUCAGGAGCACCGAUCCAAUGCAACGUCAUCACGUCCAGUUACUCUGCGCUAAGUCACGCGUAGCACCACUAAAAACCAUAACGAUACCAAGACUGGAGCUUUGCGGAGUCUUGCUGCUGUCUCAGCUGUAUCAGCGGGCAAGCGAGUCGCUGAGUCUAUCCUUUAACCGCAUUCAUUUUUGGUGCGAUUCCACUAUAGCACUGUCCUGGAUCGCGGGAAAUUCGAGCAGAUGGUCCACGUUCGUCGCAAAUCGCACGGUAAAAAUCCAAAGGUUGUCAGCGAGAGGAGAAUGGCACCACGUACCCUCGGAAUUAAACCCGGCAGACAUACUCUCGCGAGGAAUUGAGCCAGACGAAAUUCGAGAUAACAACUUAUGGUGGAACGGACCUUUCUUUACGAAGACUACAGCAAAAUGUUGGAUAACUCUCCCGAGAUAUCGCAAAUUGAAGAACUUCCCGAGAAGGCUCAGGCACACGGUUGCUUACUGUAUACGCUUCAUAUACAACGCUAGACAAAAUGCAAAGGGUCCCAAGGGUAAACGCGAAGGAUCCUUGCAGGUGGAAGAGCAUGCGAGUCCUUAUCGCUAUAGCACAGAAGGAAGAGUGCGCUGA
Messenger RNA from Solenopsis invicta (red fire ant), 3462 nucleotides. RefSeq lists its product as uncharacterized. Lineage: Eukaryota; Metazoa; Arthropoda; Insecta; Hymenoptera; Formicidae. The record is from RefSeq and is a predicted model, not a curated record. The transcript has 4 exons. Bases 1 to 3462 code for a protein of 1153 amino acids.